CAUGGUAAAUGUGCCAUUCGCCUACGUAUCACACGUGACACAAGGUGCUAAUCGGUGCGAUUUCAGCAAUUAUACAUUGUGGGCACAUCGCUAGCAAUAUGGCUCCUUCGUUUCUUCAGAUUUUCCUGCUGAUGAUUUGUGUUUCGUUGAUAAGCAGUAUACCAGGAGAAUCUACUUUCUAUGGACAACCGAUAUUUGCUACAAAAACACCGUAUUUCUGGGAGCGAAAUGCCAACGAAGCUAUCGCUGUUAACUCUGGUAUGAACAUCACCCAUAACGGAAAAACGUGUACGGCCAUUUAUGUGGACGCGCUGUUGCGGCAUGGCGCCCGAUACCCGUCGUCAGAUGUUAGUGCGUCUAUGCUUUCUCUGGUGCCUAAACUGCGGAGCUCACAUCUGGCUUCGCAAAGUUCCUUCAUAAACACAUGGAGCAACCAAUUCCCAAUGGACCUGAACGCCCAGCUCACCUCCCGCGGCAAACGGGAACAAUACACACUAGGCAAACGGUUCCUUUCCCGCUUCCAGUCGCUCCUACAACCAGCUUCGGACUGCAUCCGAUACUACGCUACAUACAAGAAGAGGACACAGGACAGUUCCAAAUAUUUUGAGCAGGGAGUCACAGGGCGGAAGAUGACAGAUGACUUAAGUAAUAGCACCCAACCUACCAUAGAUAACAUUAUGUUACGAUUCUUUGCGAAUUGUGACGAGUACUCGACCAGUGUUCUCAAUAACGAUUCGGCGAUAGAAGAGUAUUUUAAAUUCCACGGGACCCCGGAAUUUAUGGCUAUGAAACAAGCAGUAAGCGACCGCAUCACUGCAGGACAUAUAAACCUCACCACCA
Molecule: messenger RNA, 840 nt
Organism: Mizuhopecten yessoensis (Yesso scallop)
Lineage: Eukaryota; Metazoa; Mollusca; Bivalvia; Pectinida; Pectinidae
Product: multiple inositol polyphosphate phosphatase 1-like
Exons: 1
Molecular function (GO): inositol phosphate phosphatase activity; acid phosphatase activity
Source: RefSeq, a predicted model, not a curated record